AAGACCGGACGACCGAAGGUUACAGGUCGCUGCCUGCAACAACUGAAACGGUACGAGAAGGCUGAGGGGAUUCUGGCGAACAGCUUCCAGGAGAUGGAGCCGGAGGCGGCGAUGGUGCUGAAGGAGAAAAAGCCCGGCCGACCGCCCGUCCACCUGGUUGGGCCACUAGUGCAAACUGGGAGGCCGAGCUCGAGCCCGGAAGAGUCGCUGUGUUUGAAGUGGUUGGACGAACAACCGGAUGCCUCCGUGCUGUACAUUUGCUUGGGCAGCCUCGGAGUGCUGAGCCGUGAUCAGGUGAAGGAGAUGGCUCUGGGGUUGGAGACGAGCGGCCAUAGGUUCCUUUGGGUGGUCAGAAGACCGGCAGACAACGGCAUCGUCGGAGGCAGCGAAGACGACCCUGCGAGCUACUUGCCUCAAGUGUUUCCCGAGAGGACGACGGAGUCGGGGCUGGUGGUGUCAUUCUGGACGCCGCUGAUCCAGAUCCUGAGCCACCGGGCAGUGGGAGGCUUCGUUACGCACUGCGGGUGGAGCUCGACGUUGGAGAGCGUCGUGCAUGGCGUGCCCAUGAUCGCGUGGCCGCUGUACGCGGAGCAGAGGAUGAUGAACGCGCUGAUGCUGGCGGAGGGGCGGAAGGUGGCGCUGAGGGCCAAGGAAGACAAUGACGGCGUCGUCCGCAGGGAGCAGAUCCCUGCGGCCGUGAGGGAGUUGAUGGAGCGGGAGGGAGGCCGGGUGGUGCUGGCAAGGGUGCGACAACUCCAGGAGGCCGCCGCCGCAAAGGCCAUGGUCAAGGAAGCAGCUUCCCGCAAUGCCCUCCACGAGGUGGUCGCCAAAUGGAAGAACACGUUCUGA
Molecule: messenger RNA, 849 nt
Organism: Musa acuminata AAA Group (dessert banana)
Lineage: Eukaryota; Viridiplantae; Streptophyta; Magnoliopsida; Zingiberales; Musaceae
Product: UDP-glycosyltransferase 72B1-like
Exons: 1
Molecular function (GO): UDP-glycosyltransferase activity
Source: RefSeq, a predicted model, not a curated record